Molecule: messenger RNA, 895 nt
Organism: Opisthorchis viverrini
Lineage: Eukaryota; Metazoa; Platyhelminthes; Trematoda; Opisthorchiida; Opisthorchiidae
Exons: 2
Coding region: 186-794 (202 amino acids)
Source: RefSeq, a predicted model, not a curated record
UAACUUUAAAGCCAUAUGACUUCAUACGGUAGACUCAUUAGCCUGUUUGUAUAUCCAUUUCAGAUCCGGUUCCAGCCGAUCUGGCGGCACCAGACUGUCCGUUGGAUCUCGACAGUCUUGUCACUGUGGUAUCUUGUUUGAAAGGUAAGCCGGGUCAAAAACCGCCUGACCCAGGCAAGACCCGGAUGAGACCAACCAAGCGACUCAGUGAGCAGCAAACGGAAUUCAACCCCCGAAAUGUGGAGCAAGUAGGAGCCUACAAGAGUAACGACAGUCAUAAGCUCACGACCUUUCAAAACGCUAGUCCGUGCAAAGAAAGCGUCCUCAAGCUUGCCACUGACCUCUCGGACUACAUCAGUAGUUUUCAGUCUCUGCUUUUCCAGAAAUCUGAAGCUGCCGCCGACCGCGUGAAAUCAACAGAGAAAUUGCACGAGCUUGAGGAACAUUUGCUGAAGCAUUUGGAUGAAUUGCUAGUCCCACCACGUUUAUCCAAGCCAUCUGAAGAUGUAAUUAAAGCUCAGAAGACUUUACCACGGAAAGAACCUCCAAAGUACGUCGAAGAAGUACCAUCAGUCAACGCCGCAGACGUCACUUUCGAGCAGACCGGUGGAGCGGAUGGCACCGGUGACUUUGUUUGGAAUAAGAAACAACUUUCAGCCUGGAAUGAGUACAACAAGCUGCUAAGUUAUUUGCAGUCCUAUUACUCUUCCUGGUACAAUGCACAAGCCGAGUACACAGAAGCUGUGAAUAAACUACAGCACUUGCGCGAAAUGCAGGCCGAUCGUCAUAAAUGAAGUCGCGCGCCGUAUCUCAUCUCACAGUUGACCAUGGUAUGCUCUCCCUCUCACUGCCAGAAUCAUGAUAUUUUCAUAUCUUUGUACAGUGACCAAAACAC